UUCAGUCUUCUCUCUCUUCUGGGAAGAGACCUUCACCACCAGCAAGACGACAAAUGGUCAGGGUGCUUGCCGAUGAAAUGAGAAAAUUUGAGCCAACACCAACACGUGCACAGUGUCUUACUAUUUGUAAAGCGAUUGUCCAUCAAUAUCCCCAGAACUUUGCGGAUCAACUUCAUGAUGGCCGAGUUGUAGGGGAAGGUUACAGCUCACUUUUGGCCCAGAUCAAGAAUAGAAUUGAUAACCUCAGCCGGGCCACUAGCUUCCGACAGCACCGGUCAGCUGCCAGUGGUCUUAAAAGAGGACCCACUGACACAUAUGGUUGCACCCGGUUUCAGCCUGAUCUUCCUUUAGAUGAGACUGAUGUCUCCAUUGAGACUAAACGUCAGAAGCUGGAGGAUCUAUUCUGUCAAGAAGGUGCAAAGGGAGCUGAGAAAGCUGAGGUUGAAAAACUGAUGGAGACAACUUUCUGCCUGCAACGGAGCCAAAUAAAUAGUGUGCCAGCACCUUCUGUUGCGGAGUUGAUGGAAAAGUGGCCAUACCUCUUUUUUCAGAAAGGCCUGUUCGCCCAUUUUGAGCUGCUCACUGACAUUAAUGUCCUGCGUGCACUUGAACUUUCUAUGGAGGAGUGUGGAAAGAGCAUCUUAGAGUUUUUUAAAAGCAAGCCUACCAACUCAGAAGUCAAGUCAAUCCUUUCCAAAGAUGAACCCAUUGAUUCAACAUACCAAAUUGUUCAACUCCUAAUGGCUCACUUCAUGGAAAAGCAAGAUGGACUCAUUCUUCAAGAAAAUAUGUCUGCCACUCCUGCUGACCUCGAAAAGAUGGGGAACCUGCCUGUGAGUCCUCGUUUGAUCCUGCUUGGUGAUAAUCCGGGCCAAUGGAUGAAACAAUGGAUGAUCAGCCUCGAAGGCCGAAUAAUCUGCGAGGGUGUGCAGCCAACCUUUAUCUCUGGACUUGCUGCAUUGUUCUCUUCGUAUUACAUUUUUAAUUUGCAGUACCAAGAGGAAGCAGCAUCCACACUAGAAUUCCUUCAAAGACGUUUUGUUGGAAUUAAUCCAGAAAAGGGGACCAAAGCUGCAAGGGGAAAGGUGAUGUCCAAAAAAUCUGGGAAAACCGUGCAGAAGAAGACCAUAACCGUCAGUAACAAAGUUUCAAAUCUUUUAAAAAGACUUAUGGACUUUGAGUGGCACUUCAUUUAAAAUGUACCUGACACUCCCCACUCAUGCAGUUUGUUUUCAGAAACAUUGUCAUCUGGUGUUAUAUUUUGUUUAUACAGAGUUAUUUAGAUAUUAAAAAAGGCUGGUGUUUUUUAAAGCCUGAUUUAAGAGUUUUUAUUUAUUUUUAUUAUUAUUUAUUUUAAAUAAUUACUUUGUCUUAGUGCAACUGUUUUUGGGCUAAUGUUUGCCAAAGCCUCAUUUGACACUAGAUUUGUAUUUUAUAUAGAGGUAAGUCAAUUCUAUAUAUUUUGUAUUUGUUUGCUUUUUCUUAAGCCAUUUUUGCAUUUUGAUGGGUGCUUAAUUGUAUGCACUGAAUAGUACUUGACUAGUAUUUUUUUAUUUGCCUAUUUUAGUUUAAAAUAAUUGAGCAGAAUUUAUCUGGUGUUGUAUCAGAAUAAUAAA
Molecule: messenger RNA, 1616 nt
Organism: Carassius gibelio (silver crucian carp)
Lineage: Eukaryota; Metazoa; Chordata; Actinopteri; Cypriniformes; Cyprinidae
Exons: 4
Coding region: 54-1196 (380 amino acids)
Source: RefSeq, a predicted model, not a curated record